AUGGCUUCCCACGACGGCAGCCGUGGCCACGCUCGCUUCGUCCGAGUACGACUCUCGGGAACCUGGAACAUGCAGUCCGUGCGCGAGCUUCUCCAACGACAGUACGAGCUUCUCCAACGGCAGUACGAGCUUCUCCAACGACUGUACGGAAAAAGUGCUUGCGUGCAUGCAAACCUUGCCCUCGGCGCGGCGCGCAGACGACGUCGCAUGACAGCACCUCUCCGUCGCCUGCCGAAGCGCCGCUCGAGCCAUGGGGUUUGCCCCCAAUGUGCCGUCGACGCCCUCGCCGAGUCGCUCGGUGCGGCUGCACCCUCGCCUUCUCUCCCUCGCCUUGCUUCCGUCCUUCGUCGUACGCCUACCCCCCCUCCAUUACUCGGCCAUCCAUCCAUCUCUCCAAGCAUCCAUCUCAGUCCUGUUCUGGAAAUCGCGCUUGUCUCAUCGCCUCGCACUCGCGGCUACUUUCGACCCCCCACGCCCGAACUGGACUCGCCCACCUUGCCAGCUGUUUCGCAUCCCUCGCUCCAGCUGCUUCCGCCGUAUCCAGCACCCCCUCCCCCCUUUCCCCGUGGCUCUCUGCGCUCUGCCCUGACCCCUCUUUCGAUCGAUGCUUGCCGUCUUGCUAGUCCCCAGCUCUCUGUCAUGAGCAAGUGGGCAAGUUCAUCAUGGCGCUACGAUGCUGAACGAGCCAUGCUGGCUGCACGUACCGCGCUCGCCUCUCAUCUCGUGUCCUAG
This is a messenger RNA of Drechmeria coniospora, 732 nucleotides long. RefSeq lists its product as uncharacterized. The coding region runs from base 1 to 732 and encodes 243 amino acids. The record is from RefSeq and is a predicted model, not a curated record. Lineage: Eukaryota; Fungi; Ascomycota; Sordariomycetes; Hypocreales; Ophiocordycipitaceae. The transcript is spliced from 3 exons.